Annulohypoxylon truncatum is the source of this 1726-nucleotide messenger RNA. Its product is annotated as iron reductase domain protein. Bases 619 to 1260 code for a protein of 213 amino acids. The record is from RefSeq and is a predicted model, not a curated record. Lineage: Eukaryota; Fungi; Ascomycota; Sordariomycetes; Xylariales; Hypoxylaceae. The transcript has 3 exons.
UAUAUCCUUGUUGAUAUCACUGCCCGUUCAUAUCAUGAAUGUGUGUAUCCUAAAAUAUCCAGGAAUGUUUCGGCUUUAAGGGGUUUUUAGCCGCCUCAUAACGCGGAUAUAUUACUAAAUACUACGCAAAGCGGGAAGCUGUCAUAACCACAUAUCAUAGCCUCUCCCUGGCGUGUUCCGACAUCUUACCGAAAAUAGACGAUACCUUGACGUACAGGAAGCUCCGCCCUAUUUACGACUUCAGCCGCGUCAGUAUAAAUGAAUGAAACCAUAGAUACGGAUCCAGAUAGGCGGGGUGCAUCUUCCAUCGCAUUGGCAAACGUAUGGGAGCCAAUCAUGGCUCGGAUAAUAUGUCUAUUUUCAUUCUCACAAACAUGGUUUGCUCCCAUCCACGUUCCGCUACUCGAUGGGAACGUGACUAGAACGACAACUGCCGAUGCCCGUAAUAUAUAAGGCAGGAACUGCGCUUGGCGGCUAAUGAGAGCAUGAAUACGUUAGCAAGUCUUACCGUCAAGGCAUACGAAGGUAUAUAAGGCGCCAUCUCGUUUGCUGGAGGGACUUAGGUAGCCUAAGUAUGCCCAUAGGCUAGGUAGUUUAAUCCCGCCAAGAAGAGACACGAUGGGUAUUAUUGCUCGACUUGCUACAGUGGCGGCCGUCCUCGCCGGUCAUGGUCUCACAGCUCCCACCUCUGCGGCCGCACAGUAUUGUGAUGCAUCGAGCGGUAUCUGCUAUUCUGAAGUUACUGUUGGUGUAGCCCCUAUUACUUGGCGGAUCGCCAUCCCCGCCGUAGGAGAAGGUCCUUUUGAUGUCCUCCUCCAAAUAGUUGCGCCGAAGAGAGUUGGCUGGGCGGGACUCGCUUGGGGCGGUGGGAUGCUAUACAAUCCCAUCUCGCUCGGGUGGGCGAAUGGAAAUACCACAGUUGGGUCUGGUCGUUUUGCGACUGCCCACGAACAACCCGACUUUUACGAGGCGGCGAAUCAUACCAUACUCAAAGGGUCGAGUGUGAAUGAGACUCACUGGACUCUAACUACGCUUUGCCAAGGAUGCAGUACGUGGGUCCACAACGGCGGCUCCAAGGAAACUCUUGACCCCGGCGCAACAGCUGCAAGCUUCGCGUUUGCCGCCUCGGCGACACCCCCGAUCGACGUUACGGACCCUGGAUCCCCUAUUGGUAUCCACUCUGAGCACGGUAUCUUCACCGUAGACCUAUCGGCCGCGAAGUCCGACCAGUUCGACGCGUGGGUUGCGAAGUUGCGUUGAAACUAUUCACUCAAGCUACUUUAGCGCGGUGUUGGCAGACUCAAUGUUGUGGGCAUGUACGAUAAAGCACACUGACGGUACAUCGAUGGAUAUAGUAGAUAUGUCCCAAGACAAUGUGAUGAUAAGGGCUUGUACAUACAUUCCUUUGGGCCGAGUUGAAGACUAGGAGUUGAUAUAUUCGAUCCUGUUAAAGAUAGAUGAAUGGCGAUAGCUUUUUCGUAUUAAAUAUCGGGUCUUUUCUGUAAUGACUUGGACUCAUAUUGAAAUUUUCAUAGCAUCCGAUAGCAGUAUGAUGCUUGAUGGAUUAAGAAAGGUAUGUGAUUCCGCAUGGUAUUAUAGGUCCUUUAAACUGAAAUAAUGUAUUAUCCCUUUAGUUGGCAUAAGACUACAGCUCCAGCAGGAUUAGUAACUGUACUUCCAGCAACCCCUGAGCUCCACUGGCACCCACAAAAGCUUACUUCUAGUU